Messenger RNA from Dentiscutata erythropus, 254 nucleotides. NCBI's taxonomy places the organism in Eukaryota, Fungi, Glomeromycota, Glomeromycetes, Diversisporales, Gigasporaceae. The record is from the annotation of a GenBank genome assembly.
AUGACAACCCUUGUUAAGAACAAAAAUAUUAAAACUCUAGGACUUUAUAAUUAUGAAAUCAAGAUUAGAUUAUUGGAAGAACUUAUUAUCAAAAACACGACACUAACGUCCAUAAACGUUUCUAACAAUAAUCUUGGCACGCUUGGAGGUGUGGUCAUUGUAGGCGUGCUUUGUAUGAAUAAGCCGCUAAAUUCAUUGAAAAUUGAAGAAAGUCAGAUUGGCAUAAUUGGAGGGAGAGAUCGGAGACGCUCUUU